GAUAUGGCACCGAAAACCAGUGGAAAGGCCGCUAAGAAGUCUGGCAAGGCCCAGAAGAACAUUGCGAAGGGAGACAAGAAAAAGAAGAAGCCACGCCGCAAGGAGAGCUACGCCAUCUACAUCUACAAGGUCUUGAAGCAGGUCCACCCCGAUACCGGUAUCUCCUCGAAAGCCAUGAGCAUCAUGAACAGCUUCGUCAAUGACAUUUUCGAGCGCAUCGCCGCUGAGGCUUCCCGUCUGGCUCACUACAACAAGCGUUCCACGAUCACUUCUCGCGAGGUUCAGACCUCCGUGCGUUUGUUGUUGCCAGGAGAAUUGGCCAAGCACGCCGUCUCAGAGGGUACUAAGGCUGUCACCAAGUACACGAGCUCCAAGUAAAUUUAAAGUGACGCUUUCAAUUUUCCGCAAAUCGGCCCUUCUAAGGGCCAACAAUUAAUCAUUGAAGAAAUAUUUGAACUUUCUCAUAAUCAUUAGAACACAAUUAUUAGGCUGCAAGCCCAUAUUUGGCCGGUUUUAUCUAGAAAAUUUGUUAGAAACGAUAUAGCAAAGUUCUGUGUGGGCUCGUAUAAGACAACGCAAGCCACUAUUUUUUAAAUAAUAUUUGUUUUUAAUUGUACUAUAGUUUAUUGUCCUAUUCAUUUUUUCAAAUAUGUGCUUUAGGUUUAUGUUUCGAUACCCAAUCCAUAAGUUUCUGACAACAUGAAAAGAAGUCGUUCGAUGUUGGUUCUCCAAUAAACGGCAUUAGAAAUGAUAAAACGAUUUUAAAACUUUGAUACUUUGAUUGUUAAUAAGGGACUGAGAUUUAUUCGUAAAGUAACGCAAAAGAUAUCAGCCCAGA
Sabethes cyaneus is the source of this 838-nucleotide messenger RNA. Its product is annotated as histone H2B. The transcript has a single exon. Gene Ontology annotation, molecular function: protein heterodimerization activity; DNA binding; structural constituent of chromatin. Gene Ontology annotation, cellular component: nucleosome. Bases 4 to 378 code for a protein of 124 amino acids. The record is from RefSeq and is a predicted model, not a curated record. Lineage: Eukaryota; Metazoa; Arthropoda; Insecta; Diptera; Culicidae.